Sclerotinia borealis F-4128 is the source of this 3171-nucleotide messenger RNA. Lineage: Eukaryota; Fungi; Ascomycota; Leotiomycetes; Helotiales; Sclerotiniaceae. The record is from the annotation of a GenBank genome assembly.
AUGUCGAGUCAAGAGGUUGCAACAACUAGGUAUAGAACUGAUUCUUUCUGGUCAGAUUGUGUGCCUGGAAAUGGAGACUUGACGGAUUAUUCGGAGGUUUCUGAUGAUGAUGAUGAUGUUGUUGGACGGAGAGGGACGCUAUAUAAUGGUUAUUGGGAUUCGGGUAGAGAGGUGAGUUUCACUUCGAGAGGAAGGAUUCUUCUAAGAACUGAAGAGGAGGAAAAGGGAGAGACAGAGGGAGAGGAAAGAGGGGACGAGGAGGAAGAUAAUCACCAGGCAGAUCAAGAGAAACUCGAAUGUUUCGAUCACGAAAUACCGAACCUUUCACGUGGAACAAUUGAUGAAGAUGGGCACCAGGCUGCGCAGGAAAACGUCAAAAUGUUCGACCAAGAGAUGCCAUUUCCUCCAAGGAACAUAAUCCUGGAAGGUGAUGAGCUGCUUCAUAAUCUCCCAGAUUUCGAUCAAGAGGAACUCUUCGGUGUAUACGAUAAAGCUUUUUUCUCCACAGAUACGCCCGGAGAUGAAGAUGAUUACAAGAACGUAUCUGAUUGGUCUGACGACGAUGUGAUGCCAGAAAAUGCAAGGUGGAUUUCCAACAUGGAAAAUAUGAAACAGGAUAUCGAUGAAUAUGCUUGCUUGGGCCUGGCCGACUUGCUAUGGGAAUACGUGAAGCUUGUUGAUGUCGAUGUUUUGACUCUACCCCGCUAUCUAUUGGAACACACGGAAAACUCUCAACCUGACAAGCGAUAUGGGAAAGUAAUUGACGCACCGUUGUCAAAGUUCAGGAACAAUAUCCAUCAUCUUCUCGCCUUGACUUCAACAGGGGUGACACGUAACUUGAUGACAGGCCUUUACGAACUCGUUUAUUUGGCGGCAAAAGGCGAUCUAAUUGAAGGCGAGGUUUUGAAAUAUCUCGACCCUCAAACUCUUUCAUUGUACGAGUAUACUACGCCAAGAACAGAGAAAUAUGCGUAUGAGUCUGAAGCAUGCCUUCGAGUGGUAAACAUAAGACCUUCCAAGACUUAUGUUUUCGUGGCUGCAUUAAAAUUCUUCAUGUUAAAAUUUGUGGUUUCAUCUGAAGGCCUCACCCCAGAUACAUUCUGUACGCUGAAUCGAAUCCUUUCGUCUGCGGAUGAAGAAAGAAUAACUAAAGAGAAUGACUAUUGGUACUUUGAUGUCUCAAAGCGAUAUCAAUGCAAAACAGGGAUUCAUGAUUGGCUGACUUACUUUAUCUUUCAUAUCAACACUCAAGAUCAUAUGCGCAUUGACUCCAAAUUCAAUCCCAUCUAUGAGAUAUCACUUCUCUACCUGAGAUUUAUCGCAGGUAAUCGUUUCGGGAAACAAACCAGACAUAUGAGCAUGAUACUGCUCCAAUCAUUGGCCUUGAAAUGGUUGCACUAUAUGGUUUUGCCUUUUGAUGAGAAUGAAAAGGAGUUUCAGUACAUCAUGACAAUACCAUCGAUGAUGGCAGUUCCAAAACUGGCAGGUUUCCUAGAGAAUGUAUUAGCCAGAAAUAUUGACAAGACUAUUUCACGUUCAAGAGGAGUGACAUCUUCUCGAGAAGACUUAAAUAACAUAUCAGAUACAGAAGUCAACAAGCUCCAAACUGCAGUUGAUUUUUCAUGUCGAAAUGAUGCAUUAUCGAGUUUGGAUUUCAAAGAAGGGAGUUUCGAUACGGGAUUGGUACUUGAAGGAGUCUCUUUGAAACUAAAUUCGAUUUUGGCACUCUCAGGAGGCCUACGUUCCAAAAAUGGCUUGAAUGAAGAAGAUCUUGCUAGUAUCACCACAUCGCCAGGCUUUCAAUUUGGAAUAUCAGGACUGAACAGAUCUGGCAGGUCCCCAUUAGGCGACAAGAACCCGCCUUCUAUAAGGAGAAAUUCAUGCACCAAAUGUUCUCCACAUGAGCUAUUGGUGGAUAAAUGUAUUAUUUGUCAUGGGAAGCCAGUUAAAGAUUGGUCUGACGGACCGAGAGUAGCGUCCAGGGUGGUGAAUCGGUCAAAUGCCAUCGAGAUACCUUUUAAAUUGUGGUCAAGAGGACCAUCUCCCGAGAAGACAAAAACCCAACCCGAAAGUAAUCAUCAUUGUCCUAUAUAUGGGACAAUUGGAAACAUUAAUCAGUGCUUUAAUUGUGGACCUGGAAUAACUCCAUCUGUAUCGGAUGAAGGGUCAGAGUGGUCCAAGUCGUCGAGAGAACCCUCGCCAUCACCGGAGAAGAAGGAUCUCCCCCCUGCGAAAAAAGAACCACCUCCAAAGACGUAUAAUUGUCCUAAUUGUGGAGCGAUGGAUUUCUUGGGCGUAUGUCAUAUUUGUAGUUAUGGGUCACCAGGACUUUCUGAAGCAAAGCCAACGACGCUCAAGAAGAGGAGUCCUACCUCGGAUUGGAACAAGGACGAAGAGCAAGAAGUAGAGUUUCAAGCCCCCAGAUAUAGUCCCCAGGCUAGGUAUCGGUUUGCGCAUAUCAGGAGUCAGAAGGAUAUGGUUGUGAGAAAUAGACGAUAUCCUGCCACUCAACAACAUCGCCAUUUAGCUUUCCUUCGGGCAUUAUCCUCUCAUCCGCAAACGGCGGGGGGCGUUCCAGAUGUAACAUUUGACGGAUUCCAAAGGAUUGCAGAGGCUCCUUCGGGACCUUUCUCUCUUUCUGAGGUAACAGGAGAUGGUUCGUACGACGCAAUUGAAAGGGAUUGGGAAACCAAUCGGGCGAGAAGUUUGGAGGCAGCGAUGAGAAGACACGCACAAAUCCGGCUCUCAAAUCACGAGCCCGCUCUUUCGGUGGAGCAGGAUGAGUUAUGUUCAACUACGGAUAAAGAGUUUGAAGGAGAUGAAGAAGAUAACAAUGACCCAUAUUCAAGCUCUUCUCAGGAAGAAAUCCCCCCUCUAGACUACCAGAAUCAUCCGUGCUUAGUGGAGAAAUGUGAAACUCGCAAUAUGCAGACUCUUUGGGAUGAUUUCAUGACCCGAAAUAUUGAUGGUGGUGUUGUGGAUGAAGAAAAAGGGAUAGAAUCUCCGCUUGCACAAAUGUCUUUGCUGGAAAGAGGAAAGCGGUGUUUUUCGGGUUCGCCUUGGACUUUUACUAUGAGCACUAGUAGUCUCUUGGGUCUUCGAAUGGGCUGGUGUGUACGCGGACAGAAAAUGAGAGAUGAGGAGGCUGUGGAGUGGGUGGAUGAAGAUUGA